Vigna unguiculata (cowpea) is the source of this 1093-nucleotide messenger RNA. RefSeq lists its product as uncharacterized. The record is from RefSeq and is a predicted model, not a curated record. NCBI's taxonomy places the organism in Eukaryota, Viridiplantae, Streptophyta, Magnoliopsida, Fabales, Fabaceae.
AUUAUGUAGCUAUAAAAAAAAAACUCAGACAUCCUCACUGCUAUAAACUUCUUUGUCCAAAUUUAGUUACAUUCUCGUACUCGUAUAUCCAAUGGGAACUGCGCACAGUAGUCACACUAAUCUUGGAAGCGAAUGCACUUCUUAUGAUGCAGGUGCCAAUGGUAGCAUAGCGCGUUGGGGAAACUCAUUUGAAGUUUCCAUGGGUCAUAACAAAGAAAACGACCACACAGAGGUCUGGGCUGUGAAAUACAAAACAUGUCAGAAAAAGAACACAUGUGGUUUUAACCUCAAGGCAAGCCGUGACAGCAACGGUGUCGAGAGCAUACAUUUCGGAAUAGGCGACUUUGCCGACAACAAAACCGAAUUCGCCUUGAAAAUCACGAGGGUCGGUCGCGACGGUCUCCGAGGAGGGAUAUGCGGCAUCGAUUCUUGCAAUGCUCCGGUGUCCUUCACAAGGGCCAAACAAGAUCACACCAUAGAGACAACCAUUGUUGCGUACGGUUGUUCCUUCAGAGAGGGUCUUUUUGUUUUGGAGAUGAAGAAAAAGGUUAACGCCGAGCAUGCUUAUAUGGUGAACAUGGCACACUAUUAUGUCACCAAUGAUGUUGGUGUUUCUGUUGAGGCCAAAAUUCAGCGCAGGCAAAGUUGUUUCGGUGUUGAAGUGGAAGGUCCUUUCAAGCACCCCAGUGAAGAGUUGCGUAAGGUCCUUGUGAAAACGCGUAGAACCGGAGUUUGGUCGCGUAGUGCGUGUUCUCAUUGCAACGUGGUAGCAAAGAGUGGGGGUGCAAAGAGUGGAGAAUCUAAUUCAUCGUUGAAAGCACAACCAAGUCCCCAGAAAGGGCAUGAUGUAGUAGGUCAAAUUUCUAAUCAUGCUUUCUCCACCAGUAUCAAGGAACAAUACAACAAAGGUCUUAUCAAUUCAAGUGGAUACACCACAGGUUCUAUGAAUAAUUCUAUAAUAUUCAUAGAUUGUAAUUUUUGAACUUGUGUUUUUGGGAAAUAAUUAACAAGUGUGGAAAUGUUUUACUUUAUGUAUUUAAACAUUAGUUUGUUGAAAUAAAGAGAUGGGGAAUGGCUAUUCUUCGAUUAACUU